AUGAGGCCCAGCGCGGCCUUGAGCGUGGAGCGGGCCGAUCUCGGGGCGGACCUGAAGGCCGCCUAUAUAUAUACACAACAUUCCCGCGCCGGCCUGCAGUUCCCCAUGGGCUGCGUUCACAGGCUGCUCGGCAAGGGCAAUUAUGCCCAGCGUGCUGGCGCUGGAGCACCCGUCUACCUGACCACCGUGCUCGAGUACCUCUUUGCCGAGAUCCUUGAGCUGGCUGGCAAUGCCGCCCACGACAACAAGAAAACGAGGAUCAUCCCCCGACACCUGCAGCUCGCCGUGCGCAACGACGAAGAGCUCUACAAGCUCAUGGGCGAUGUGACCAUCGCCCAGGGUGGUGUGCUGCCCAAGACCUCUCAGCCCAAGAAGUGA
This is a messenger RNA of Lethenteron reissneri (Far Eastern brook lamprey), 378 nucleotides long. RefSeq names its product histone H2A-beta, sperm-like. Gene Ontology annotation, molecular function: structural constituent of chromatin; protein heterodimerization activity; DNA binding. Gene Ontology annotation, cellular component: nucleosome. The record is from RefSeq and is a predicted model, not a curated record. NCBI's taxonomy places the organism in Eukaryota, Metazoa, Chordata, Hyperoartia, Petromyzontiformes, Petromyzontidae.